This is a messenger RNA of Temnothorax curvispinosus, 3598 nucleotides long. RefSeq names its product calcium homeostasis endoplasmic reticulum protein (gene scaf6). Bases 201 to 2588 code for a protein of 795 amino acids. Lineage: Eukaryota; Metazoa; Arthropoda; Insecta; Hymenoptera; Formicidae. Gene Ontology annotation, cellular component: perinuclear region of cytoplasm. Gene Ontology annotation, molecular function: RNA binding. The transcript has 8 exons. Gene Ontology annotation, biological process: intracellular calcium ion homeostasis; RNA processing. The record is from RefSeq and is a predicted model, not a curated record.
UGCCGGCCGCCGCGAGGUUGUAAUGGCGACGUUUAGCGCGUUGUCCGAUCCGCUGACGUGAGUGAAUGAUGCACCACGAGACGGUGCCCCGUUUUCAUGCACGGUACGACAAUCGAGCGAGCGGACGGUACGUGCACGUAACGUUUUAACGGCGCAACUUUGACGGAGCCGUUGACGAUCGAGCGUCCCCGCGCUCCGAGAUGGACCAGGCACCCGCAGACACAGAAUUGCGGAACAUCAUAGACAAACUGGCGCAGUUUGUCGCACGGAAUGGGCCAGAAUUCGAACAGAUGACGAAAAACAAGCAGAAGGACAACCCGAAGUUCGGUUUCCUGUUUGGGGGGGAGCACUUCAACUACUAUCAGUACAAAGUGACUACAGAGCAAGCCAUUUUAAAGCAAAAAGGAAUAAAUCCAAUGCAAAAUGCAGACCCACGUUUAAACGUUUCGCAGCAGCAGCAAACAGCCGCAAGCGCCGUCUCGCAGCCACUGAAUAACGUCAAUCUUGCGUCCGGUCUGAGUACGCAAAACAAUGGAAUAAAUCCGGUGGUCGGGAUCGGGCCCCAGGUCGGGAGCCAAGGCGGUCCCGUUUUGCCUGGACAGAUCGGAGGGCCGGGAAAUGCAGGACCGCCGAUUGGACCGGUUUCCGGCGCCAUAGGAGGUGUGAAUCCGCCGAUCGCCGGAGUCGCGCAAGCGGUUAACAUCGCGGGGCCGCCCGCGUGGCUGCAGAAUGAGUUGGCGAAUCUACAGUCGCAGCAGACGACGUUGCAGGAACAAGUGAGACAAUCAGAACAGAACCUGGCUGCGCAGCAUGCUGCGUUGAUGGCACAACAGCAGGGAAGAGUAGAGGAUGCUGUGAGGCAGGCACAGGAACAGGCUUUACAGAGCAGUGCGCAAAACACAAACACAGACUUGGCUGCAUUUGACGCGGUCUUACAACCGAUCAUCGAUAGCUGCACAAAGGAUAGCAUAAGCGCAGGAAAGGCCUGGAUACUUCAAAAUUCGCUUACACCGCAGAGCAAUCAAGUUGUCGCGGAUCAUUUACUGAAGAGAGUAAUUCAGGGGACAACCUUCAGCCAUAAGUUGCACAUUAUUUAUCUGGUGAAUGACGUUUUACAUCACUGUGCAAGAAAAAAGUCUAUGGAUCUUCGCAAAGCAAUGGAAAGUGUUGUUGUUCCCAUGUUCUGUAACACUUCACUAGCGGCAUCCGACGAACAGCUUAAUAAGCUAAAUAAGCUGUUAAGUUUGUGGGAAUCAAAGAAUAAUUAUUUUGACGAAGGCAUCAUAGAUAAGUUGAAACAACCGAGCGCAUCCUGGUCAGAGUAUCAAGCUAAUUUAGUGGCGCAGCACGCCACCGCGAUUACUCCUAUUACAGCGUCGACGAAACAGACAUUCGAUAAUUAUCAAGCGCAACACCAAGCUUUUGUCACUCACGCAUUGAGACAGAUCCAGAAUAUUGAACAACAAAAGAUGGCGAUAGAUCAGCAAUUGAAAGCUCCACCGCCGCCGCCACCGCCUCAAUUGAGUCAGCAAAGUAUGCCAAUACCGCCUAGUCAUUCUGGUCCUCCGAGCACAAUGGGUACAGAUGUGAAUUUCAGUCAACCACCACCAGGAUGGAAUGUCCCUCCCUCAAACGAACCUCCGCCGUUUAGCAAUGUCCCUUUACCGGACUUCUCAAAGCCACCACCGGGUUUUGGACCGCCGCCUGUCAUCCAUGAACCUUCAGUGGAGGAUUUGAUGCCUAGCAUGCCUUAUUUUGAGCUUCCAGCUGGUUUGAUGGUACCUCUAAUAAAGUUAGAAGAUGGUGAAUACAAGCCAUUGGAUCCAGACGCGAUAAGACUUCCACCACCAGCCCCACCGAGUGAUCGUUUAGUUGCAGCUGUCGAAGCAUUUUAUGCACCACCAAAUCAUGAUUCUCCUAGAGAUAGUGAUGGUUGGGAGAAAUUAGGAUUGUAUGAGUACUACAAAGCGAAAAAUGGCGCCCGCAAGCGUAAAGAAGAGGAUAUAAUGGCUGGUAUUAGGCAGAGGUCUAAAUCUCCAUCGCCGAUUUUACGGCCGAGAUCUAAAAGUCCUAGUCCGCCAAAGAAACGCUACCGGAGCAAAUCGCGCAGCAGAUCACGAUCGCGAUCGCGAGGCAGAAGUAGAUCGAGAUCGCCCGCAACUAAUCACAGACGCAAUAGUCGCAACAGCAAUCACGUUAAUAGGAGCCGAAGGAGAAGGAAUAGUAAUAAAGAUCGUAGUCCCGAUAGAAGAUUGGAUAGACAGGAUAGAAGUCCAACUCCUCCUAGUUUUCUUGGCUCCACUUACAGUAAAGCUCCACAAGAGAUUAGUCUGGACGAGAGUAAUAAAGGGCAUCAAUUACUCAAGAAAAUGGGCUGGAGUGGUGCUGGUCUCGGUGCGAACGAGCAGGGCAUCGAGGCGCCCAUUUCUGGAGGCGAGAUUCGUGAUAAGAACGAUCAAUACAAAGGAGUCGGUAUCAAUCUGAACGAUCCGUACGAGACCUUCCGAAAGAACAAAGGUCAAGCGUUCAUCACGAGGAUGAAAGCUAGGGCGGAAGAACGAGCUGAGGAGAGAGGGGAUCGCGACUGAACGCCAUUGACAAAACGAAAAUUCUGAAUGUUUACGAUACUUUGUGUAUGGGGCAAGUAUCAGCCACGAGAUAUUAAAAACAUUCUCGUUUUGCAUUGGACAUCCAUUCGCAAUUCCAAAAGGAUUUUGUGCUAUCGCCUAUGAGGGCUAAUUUAAAAAAUCGACGUACUUUUUUGACUCUGAAGCAGUUGUCUUUCAUUAAUUCUGAAUCCUUGUUGCACAUGUCACCAAUUUUAAGCCAUCACAGGUGGGCGCUGAUUGUUUUACAUUGAAAUUGCACUUAUUAUUUUUAUCGGGAGCUAUCUUAAUCACAAUCUUACAAUUCGACGACAAUUAGUGAGUAUUGUGUGGGAUUAAAUUGUAAAUUUUUAACAUAGAUAAAAUUAUGAAUAUGAUUAGGAUUUGUUUCAAGUUUAACGUGUGAUCAAAAAGAUGCUGAAUCUUGUUAUACAAAAGUUUGAUGAAAAAAAGAGAUUAAUCGGAUUUGUAAUUAUAUAAUUUUAUAUAUUGGAAAUUUAAAAUGAGAAGCGCGCAAUCAACUUCCUUCGGUCCUAUUUAAUAUAUUAAUUAUAUUCCAUUCAUAAUGAUUAAACAAAUUUCGUUCCACUUUCAUACAUUACUGAGAUGAUAAUGUAACUCACAGUAUGUACAGAAGUACAAUUCGUUUUGUGCCGUAAAAUAGCAUGGGCGUAAGAAACACGUGAGGAAUAAAAAUACUUGUAUUUAGUAAGUUAACAAAUGAUUAUAUUGGAUACAUUGAACGAUAGCUCAAGAAUAAAAACUGUACAUUUAUUACGAAAGCGAAUGCGAACCAUCGCUAUCGUUUGCUGUUUCCUCUCUGUUUCCUCUUCCUAAUAUUAAAUAUAUUAUCAAGAGAGAAAGAAAAGGAGAGAACGUUUGAAAUCGGUUAAUCCCAAAAUCAAAAUUCCAUUGGGACACAUCACUCGCCAUUAUUUACUUUUGAUAAACUAGAUACAUGCACAUCACAUAAAGUAACUUUAUAUUUACAA